AUGUCAGAAUAUCUAUCUAUCUAUCUAUCUAUCUAUCUAUCUAUCUAUCUAUCUAUCUAUCUAUCUAUCUGCAUUUGUUUCUUCCUAUCGUCACCGGUUUUUCUCCAUUUAUAUAUCUAUAUAUAUCCAUAUUGUUUCAAUUUCUCUCUCCCCUCUCUCUCUCUCUCUCUCUCUCUAUAUAUAUAUAUAUAUAUAUAUAUAUCAAUCUCGUUUCUAUCUAUCUAUCUAUCUAUCUAUCUAUCUAUCUAUCUAUCUAUCUAUCUAUCUAUUCUCAUCUGUUUCUUCCUAUCCUCACCUGUUUCUCUCUCUCUUUCUCUCUCUCUCUCUCUCUCCUCAACUAUUUUUCUUAUCGUCACCUAUUUCUCUCUCUGUCUCUCUCUCUCUCUCUAUCUAUCCUCACCUGUUCCUUCCUAUUGUCACCUGUUUCUUUUUUUUUUCUCUCUAUCUAUCUAUCUAUCUAUCUAUCUAUCUAUCUAUCUAUCUAUCUAUCUAUCUAUCUAUCCUCAUCUGUUUCUUCCUGACAUCAACAGUUUCUCUCUCUCUUUCUCUAUCUAUUUCUCUCUAUAUAUAUAUCAACCGUUUCUAUCUCUCGCUAUAAAAUAUAUAUCAUCAUCGUUUCUAUCUAUCUAUCUAUCUAUCUAUCUAUCUAUCUAUCUAUCUAUCCUCAUCUUUUUUUCCUAUCGUCACUUAUUUCUCUCUCUCUCUCUCUCUCUAUCUAUCUAUCUAUCUAUCUACCUAUUUCUCUCUCUAUAUAUAUAUCUACCGUUUCUAUCUCUCGCUAUAAAAUUUAUAUCACCAUCGUUUCUAUCUAUCUAUCUAUCUAUCUAUCUAUCUAUCUAUCUAUCUAUCUAUCUAUCUCACACUUUUUCGUUAUUUCUUUCUUUCUUUCUUUAUGUAUUUCUAUUUAACCGAUUUUAG
Messenger RNA from Acanthosepion pharaonis, 918 nucleotides. Lineage: Eukaryota; Metazoa; Mollusca; Cephalopoda; Sepiida; Sepiidae. The record is from the annotation of a GenBank genome assembly.